Messenger RNA from Daucus carota subsp. sativus, 1601 nucleotides. RefSeq names its product protein BYPASS1-LIKE-like. Bases 203 to 1372 code for a protein of 389 amino acids. The record is from RefSeq and is a predicted model, not a curated record. Lineage: Eukaryota; Viridiplantae; Streptophyta; Magnoliopsida; Apiales; Apiaceae. The transcript is spliced from 2 exons.
CAAUACAUACAUCAAAACAUUACUCCAUGUGACAACAAUCACUAUAUCUCUCAAUACAUUUUACAUAUCUUAUUCAGGAAGCAUAGAUUUCUUGCAAACAAGGGGUGGUCUGGUCUCUCUCUAGGGUUUCAUUUUAUUCCUUUCUUGGGUUGCAUAAAGGCAGUAUUAUGUUGAUUGUGAAGAAGGCUUUAUUGGUUUGACAAUGCCGGAUAUUCGUGGUCUUCCAAGGCCGUUUGCUGCAUUUCGGCGUUCUAUAUUGGGUGUUGUGCAGGAUCAGGUGCAUUCUAUUGAAACAAAUCAUGAAUCAGUUACACAAAAUGUAGAGUGUGAAUCAUUUCAAAAGCAAGUCUCUGAGCGCUUUACUGAGCUGCUAGCUACACAUCCUGCUGAAUAUGAAUUUCUUUCUCUUACAUGGGUGAGUAAGCUAUUGGAUGCUUUUGUUGAUUGCCAGGAGGAGUUUAAGGGUAUAUUGUGUAAUAAUAAGGCACAUCUUGUAAAACCACCUGUAGAAAAGAUGGUUUCAGAUUACUUUGAGAGGAGCAUUAAGGCACUUGACAUAUGCAAUGCAACUCGUGAUGGUAUUGAGAAGAUUCGGUUGUGGCAGAAGCAUUUGGAUGUGGUUCUCAGUGCCUUUGGUUCUCGAGAGCGGAUGAUUACUGAAGGUUCAUUCCGUCGAGCGAGAAAAGCUUUGAUGGAUUUGGCACUUGUGAUGCUGGAGGACAAGGAUUCCGGGUGUUCUUUCUCGCAAAGGAAUAGAUCAUUUGGACGCAAAAUUAAGGGUAAGGAUCUCCACUCUUGUCCAUCAGGGCAUUCUAAAUCUUUGUCCUGGAGUGUAUCUCAUUCUUGGUCAGCAACAAAGCAGCUACAAUUAAUGGCUACCAGUUUAGCUCCUCCGCGUCCUAAUGAGAUUGCAGCAACUAAUGGCCUCGCUAUUCCCGUGUUUACAAUGAGCUUUGUGCUCAUGCUUGUCUUGUGGGCUCUAGUUGCUGCACUCCCUUGUCAAGAUCGAAGCCUCCAGACUCACUUUUCUAUUCCUAGGCAAUUCACAUGGUACACUCCAUUUAACUUACUACAUUCUCAGAUUAUGGAUGAAUCUAAAAGGGAAGAUCGACGCAAUUCUGUAGGAUUACUAAAGGAGAUUAGCCAGCUUGAGAAUAGUGUGCGUCAUGUCACCGACUUGGUAGAUUAUGCUAGUUUUCCUCUGACAGAUGAACAAAAGGAAGAAGCAAAACAGGGUGUCGAAGAGUUAAAGGUUAUUUGUGAAAUUUGUAAGAAUGGAAUGGAUCCACUGGACCGUCAAUUGAGGGAAGUGUUCCGUAAAAUUAUGAGCUGUCGAGCUGAGGGUCUUGAACUACUGGGGAGGACAAACUAGCCUUACUAGAUUAAAUUUUGAUUAAGAAAUAAGAAUUACAAGAAUUUCAAUAUAUGUUGCUAUCAUCUAGACCGUUGUAGCUGCCUUAAAGUAUGGUCUCAGGUUCUCAUACCAGGAGCACCAUUUGUGUUUCACAAAUAUACAGUAUGUAAAGAACAGUGUUUAGUUUGAAUUAUCCGAAAGGAUGGUUUAAUUGUCAAAUUAAUUUAGCAUGUCUACCUUCCUGCAA